AGCGCUUUAAAGAUAAUCGGACGUUACGUUGACUACGAUGGCACGUACUAAGCAGACUGCUCGCAAAUCGACAGGAGGAAAAGCUCCUCGCAAACAGCUCGCUACUAAAGCCGCAAGAAAGAGCGCCCCAGCUACCGGUGGCGUGAAGAAGCCUCAUCGUUAUAGGCCCGGUACUGUGGCCCUUCGCGAGAUUCGUCGUUAUCAAAAAAGUACGGAAUUGUUGAUCCGUAAAUUACCGUUCCAACGACUCGUUCGCGAGAUCGCUCAAGAUUUUAAGACUGAUUUACGUUUCCAAAGUUCCGCUGUAAUGGCUCUCCAGGAAGCUAGCGAAGCAUAUCUCGUAGGAUUGUUUGAAGACACCAAUUUAUGCGCUAUUCAUGCUAAGCGCGUCACUAUCAUGCCUAAAGAUAUCCAAUUGGCACGUCGCAUUCGUGGCGAGCGAGCUUAAAUGCUUAAAAUUAAUAAACAAUCGGCCCUUUUCAGG
Messenger RNA from Cataglyphis hispanica, 484 nucleotides. Its product is annotated as histone H3. The transcript has a single exon. The coding region runs from base 38 to 448 and encodes 136 amino acids. The record is from RefSeq and is a predicted model, not a curated record. NCBI's taxonomy places the organism in Eukaryota, Metazoa, Arthropoda, Insecta, Hymenoptera, Formicidae. Gene Ontology annotation, cellular component: nucleosome. Gene Ontology annotation, molecular function: protein heterodimerization activity; structural constituent of chromatin; DNA binding.